AUGGCUUCACCACGGUCUGGAAAACGGAGUCGCGAAGAUAUGGAGCGGAAUAGCAUGCUAGCGGAAGGGCCAGAUGACAGUUCAUCCGAUGAUGACAUUGGCCCAACUCUACCUUCGGCUAUGCCAAAGAAAAAGCGACGGAAGCUUCCUUUCGAAAAGCUUUUUAUAGCUGCUCUUCCCUCCUCUCCACGAUACUCCAAGUCUUUGAUGCAUCGCGAUCAGCUCUGCUUCAGCCUUUUCACUCCCCAUACGGACUUCCUCAUAACCAGUUCGGUGGACGGUGUCGUAAAGUUCUGGAAGAAAGUCCAAGACGGCGUGGACUUCGUCAAGGAGUUCCGCGCUCAUAAUGGCGAGAUCAAGAGCUUAAGUGUCAGUGCGGACGGACGGAGUCUUGCUACAGCCGGUGGAGACGGCACUGUCAAAGUCUUCGACGUGAUCACUUUUGAUCUUCUGUUCAUCUUCACCCCUGACGAGAAACCUAUUUGUGUUUGUUGGGUCCACGCCCGGGGAGCAUCCCUUCCCCUUCUCGCCGUAUCCACGGAGAAAGAUCCAAGCAUUCGAAUAUAUGAUGGUCGAGGGGAGAACCAGUCGCCUAUCCACGUGCUGAAACAUAUCCAUCGCAAGCCCGUAAUCUUGAUGACUUUCAACAACGAAUUCGACUGCGUCAUUUCUGCUGAUGAAGGCGGAAUGUUAGAAUACUGGAGACCCAGUGGAACAUUUGAAAAGCCGGACAGUGUCUUUGAGAUGAAGAGCAGUACCAGUUUGUUCGAAUUCAAGAAGGCCAAAUCCGUCCCCACCUGCCUAUCGAUCUCGCCUAAUGGCACGCAGUUUGCGACCUAUUCAUUUCCCGAUCGCAAAGUUCGAGUCUUCGAUUUCAAGUCAGGGAAGCUAUAUCGGUCGUAUGACGAAUCUAUCGCCACCAUAAUCGACAUGCAGCAGGCGGGAACAUCUGCAGAACAGUUGGAUGACGUGGAUUUUGGGCGCCGAUUGGCCGUCGAGCGAGAACUUGAUACUGCUGGGAUACGGAACCGUGUCAAUGUUGUCUUUGAUGAAACGGGGAACUUCAUCCUUUACGGCUCUAUAUUGGGUACGAAAGUCAUCAACACCCUCACAAACCGAGUUGUGAAGUUGUACGGAAAAGAAGAGCCUUUUCGACCAUUGAACCUGGCCCUAUAUCAAGGGCAGCCACAAAAGAAGAGUGUUGUCACCGUUGAGAUGGCCGCAAGCGAAAAUCCUCUACUCCAAGAGGCUGAAUCGAGAGACGCAGUUCUUGUUACUACUGGUGCGAGCAAGGUUCGGUUCUAUAUGUUCUCGAAUGAGACGGACAUCAGUAAAUCCGCUCGCGAUGUCCAAAAUGAGAAACCGCGAAACCUCAAUACCGGCAAACAAAGCGAAAAGAAAGCUGCGGAACGUGGUACCUUAGCGGUCUUGCACACGACGUAUGGUGACAUCCACAUUCGUCUCUUCCCAGAAGCUGCUCCAAAGGCAGUCGAGAACUUUGUCACUCAUUCCAAGAAUGGCUAUUACAAUAACGUCAUCUUCCACCGGGUCAUUCGUAAAUUCAUGUUACAGACCGGUGAUCCUCUUGGAGAUGGGACAGGCGGGGAGAGCAUUUGGGGAAAGGAAUUCGAGGACGAAUUUUCGAGCCUCAAGCACGAUAAACCAUACACUGUGAGUAUGGCAAAUGCUGGGGCCAAUACAAACGGAUCGCAAUUCUUCAUUACCACCGAAAAAACUCCAUGGCUUGAUAACAAGCAUACGAUCUUUGGCCGAGCUGUUCAAGGCUUGGACGUUGUCCACAAGAUCGAAAAUACCCGAGUUCGCAAAGAAAAGCCGGAGGAAGACAUCAAAAUCAUCAAUAUCUCCAUCGAGUAG
Messenger RNA from Eremomyces bilateralis CBS 781.70, 1875 nucleotides. RefSeq lists its product as uncharacterized. The record is from RefSeq and is a predicted model, not a curated record. Gene Ontology annotation, molecular function: peptidyl-prolyl cis-trans isomerase activity; protein binding. Lineage: Eukaryota; Fungi; Ascomycota; Dothideomycetes; Eremomycetales; Eremomycetaceae. Gene Ontology annotation, biological process: protein folding; protein peptidyl-prolyl isomerization. The transcript has 5 exons. The coding region runs from base 1 to 1875 and encodes 624 amino acids.